CUUUCUUACCAGCCAUGGUUAACUCCGCAAUCCACGUUAUGAUGUACUCCUAUUACGGCCUCUCCGUGUUCGGUCCGAGAGUCACUCAGUAUUUGUGGUGGAAGAAAUACCUUACCAUUCUUCAGCUGAUCCAGUUCACUUGUGCCUUGGUUUUGGGGGCAAACGGAAUUAGAACAGGUUGCGAGUUCCCUCUUUGGAUGCAUUACACUCUGAUCAUCUACAUGAUGUCGUUUAUAGUGCUUUUUGGAAAUUUCUACGUCAAGGCCUACAUGGAGAAGGGUAACCAGGUCUUUUUCGGUAUGGAUGUUGGUUGUGGACAAGGAAAUACCUACGUUGAAAGGAAGAAGAACUAUCUGUCGCACAACGGUGUUCAAGGAGAAGAAGAAAAGAAGUACUUGUAGAGCUGGUUUUUGAUUAGAAACAAGUUUAUAGAGUUAUUGAAAAUCAAUCGAGAUCUUCCGUGCUCAAAAAGGGUAUUUUAACAAUUUAGCGUUUUGUUGUUUACUGUUGAUUAGUUUUGUAAGGUACUAAGAUUUGUAUAUUGUUUAAAAAAGUCAAUUACACAUAAAUAUUUAUUGUGAAUUUGAACGCGUGGUGCUUUUACUGUUUCAUUAUAUACCGAUUUUAAGUGUUGAAUAUCAUGUUUAAGAAUCACUGCCAUUUUGCUGAAACUCAAUUUCCGAAUUUGUGUGUACCUCCUCAGGAUGAAGGCUGAACGACACACAGUUUCAUUCGAGUAGUUUUUUGCAGUAAAGUACUUUCUUUUCAGAUAAUAUGUAUAGGUGAUACUGUUGAAAAUACAUUUUAUCGAACUAUC
Messenger RNA from Leptinotarsa decemlineata (Colorado potato beetle), 817 nucleotides. Its product is annotated as very long chain fatty acid elongase 4. Gene Ontology annotation, cellular component: endoplasmic reticulum membrane. Gene Ontology annotation, molecular function: fatty acid elongase activity. Gene Ontology annotation, biological process: very long-chain fatty acid biosynthetic process; fatty acid elongation, polyunsaturated fatty acid; sphingolipid biosynthetic process. The record is from RefSeq and is a predicted model, not a curated record. Lineage: Eukaryota; Metazoa; Arthropoda; Insecta; Coleoptera; Chrysomelidae.